AAAGACUAAAGUUAUAGAAAAAAGGCAAAAGGCAUUAUAAAUAGCUCAGCCUUUGAAAUCUAGCCGCAACUUAAUUUCUAAAAUGAAGUUUAGGGCUAUCAUGAUCGAUACUGGCCCUAUGAGGGAAUUCACAAUAAACAAUAUUUUCAGAUAUCGUGUCUACCAUUUCAAAACUAUCGAAAGAAUGUAUAUUAAGGUUGUCUUCGGAUAAAAUGUAUUUUAUAGUAAGUGAAGAUAACAGUGGUCCUGCGCCUCCAAUGCUAUGGUGUGAGAUUCCUCAAGCUAUGUUCUUCUCGGAGUAUCAAAUAGUUGGUGUAGAUGAAGAAUACAAGGAUAUUUAUUUAGGAAUUGUAUCAGCUAAUUUGUCAAGAUCGUUGCUAACACUGAAAUCGGCAAAGUGCUUGAAAAUGAAACUCACUAAAAAGCAAUGUCCUUGUUUAACAUUGGAAAUUGAAAUGCCAUCAUCAACAUCACAGGAAACAAGACAAGUGACUCAUGACAUACCAGUUAUAGUUAUUCCGAGGAAACUAUGGAGUGAAUUCCAAGAGCCUAGAAUACCGCAGCCAGAUAUAUCAAUAGAACUGCCAACACUAAAACAACUCCGCACCACAAUAGAUAGAAUGAAGGCAAUGUCCCCAGAGGUAGUGUUACGAGCCUCAGCGGAAGGCAGGCUGACGUUGCAAAUCAAAACCGGCAUGGCUAAAGUGUCCACGAGGUUUAAGGAUUUGAGAGUGGAUGCUUUUGAAGGUCCCAUUGACCAUUCAGACUCAGAAACGGAGACUCAAACAAACGAAGACAUGACUAGAGUGUGCUACUGUAGAGUGGACGCUAAGAAGUUCUCAAUGUUUCUUAGUGCGGACCAAAUAUCGCACAAUAGGACGAUAUGUAGCAUUGUGCAUAAGAAAUUAGUGAUUUUGUGCUUGCAGACGGAGGAAAAUGUGAAGUUACAGUGUUUUAUUAGUGGCAUUGUUUAUUAGAUUUAGAAUAUUCCAACUAUACAUUCCUACUAAUAUUAUAAAUGAAAAAGUUUGUGAGGAUGGAUGUGUGUGUGUAUGUUUGUUACUCUUUCACGCAAAUUUUACUGAACCAAUUGCAAUGAAAUUAAGCACACAUAGAGGGUAACUUUGUAUUAACACAAAAGAUUUAGGUUAAGGUUUUACUCCGGAAAUCCCACGGGAACGCGGGCGAAGCCGUGGGCGGAAAGCUUGUCAUUUAUACUGUGUACUGUGCUUGUCGCCCGCAAAGUCAAAGGAAAACCCGCAUAGUUCCCGUUCCUGUUGGCUUUUUGGGAUAAAAACCUAUGUGUUAAUCCUAUUUACCCUCUAUGUAUGGGCCAAAUUUCAUGAAAAAUGGUUCAGCAGUUUUUGCGUGAUCCAUAAAGCUUAAAGAAAGCGUCAGUAAAUGUGAAAUUCGUAUUUUUGUGUCUUAUAAAACAUUUACUUAAAAAAAAUUUGUAAUUUUAUGUAGAUUAUACAUUU
Colias croceus (clouded yellow) is the source of this 1478-nucleotide messenger RNA. RefSeq names its product checkpoint protein HUS1 (gene Hus1-like). Gene Ontology annotation, cellular component: site of double-strand break; nucleolus; checkpoint clamp complex. Gene Ontology annotation, biological process: meiotic DNA integrity checkpoint signaling; double-strand break repair via homologous recombination; mitotic intra-S DNA damage checkpoint signaling. The transcript is spliced from 6 exons. Bases 213 to 977 code for a protein of 254 amino acids. The record is from RefSeq and is a predicted model, not a curated record. Lineage: Eukaryota; Metazoa; Arthropoda; Insecta; Lepidoptera; Pieridae.